UUUUGGACACAUUGGAGGUCGGAAGUAGUAAGCAUGGGAUGGGCGAUCGCUUUGCACGGCGGAGCGGGCGAUAUUCCGGUGGAUAUACCGGCGGAACGCCGUGAGCCUCGAGAAGCCGCUCUCCGCCGUAUCCUUCAGAUCGGCGUCUCCGCUCUUAACGCCAAACAGUCUCCAUUAGAUGUCGUUGAACUUGUGGUACGUGAGCUAGAAAAUUGUCCACACUUCAAUGCUGGUAAAGGAUCUGUUCUGACCGCCAAUGGAACUGUUGAAAUGGAAGCUUGCAUCAUGGAUGGGAGUUCAAAAAAAUGCGGUGCGGUUUCUGGUGUCACCACAGUUGUCAAUCCCGUCUCUUUGGCAAGACGGGUCAUGGAAAAAACUCCCCAUGUUUAUCUUGCAUUUGAUGGAGCCGAGGCCUUUGCAAGAGACCAGGGACUUGAAACUGUAGAUAAGAGUCAUUUCAUCACUCCUGAAAACAUCGAGAGGCUAAAGCAAGCAAAGGAAGCAAACCGAGUUCAGCAAGAUUAUACACAACCUAUAAAACCCAAAGUGCCAGAUGGGGAUAGCAAACUUGGAACGGUUGGAUGUGUGGCUGUAGACGGUCUAGGGAACCUAGCGGCUGCAACUUCAACUGGUGGUCUGGUGAACAAAAUGGCGGGAAGGAUUGGGGACACCCCGAUCGUUGGUGCAGGGACAUAUGCCAAUAAGUUUUGCGCCAUCUCUGCAACUGGCAUAGGUGAAGCCAUAAUCCGUGAGACGGUGGCUAGGGAUGUGGCUGCAGUCAUGGAGUACAAAGGGCUAGGUCUGAAAGAAGCGGCUGCAUAUAUUGUUGAUGAAGUUGCACCAAAAGGAACCACUGGCUUGAUAGGUGUAUCUUCGACAGGUGAAGUUACCAUGCCUUUUAAUACAACUGGUAUGUUCAGAGCUUGUGCUACUGAAGAUGGGCUCAGUGAGGUUGCAAUUUGGAAAUCCGGAUGAUCGUGGUCGCUUAAGCGUUAAUAUGCAUAAAACGCCAUUAAAAGCUCCUUAUGUUAUGGUCACAUUUGUUUCAUUCAUGGAUUUGGAAUAAACCAUAGUAUGAUUAAAGAAUUAAACUGUUGUGAAUAUCCUUAAAAUGACAAAAACAAAUGUGUA
Messenger RNA from Helianthus annuus (common sunflower), 1131 nucleotides. RefSeq names its product isoaspartyl peptidase/L-asparaginase 1. The transcript is spliced from 4 exons. Lineage: Eukaryota; Viridiplantae; Streptophyta; Magnoliopsida; Asterales; Asteraceae. The coding region runs from base 34 to 975 and encodes 313 amino acids. The record is from RefSeq and is a predicted model, not a curated record. Gene Ontology annotation, molecular function: hydrolase activity.